This is a messenger RNA of Toxotes jaculatrix (banded archerfish), 706 nucleotides long. RefSeq names its product DNL-type zinc finger (gene dnlz). Gene Ontology annotation, cellular component: mitochondrion. Gene Ontology annotation, molecular function: zinc ion binding; protein-folding chaperone binding. The coding region runs from base 1 to 627 and encodes 208 amino acids. The transcript has 3 exons. Gene Ontology annotation, biological process: protein import into mitochondrial matrix; protein folding; protein stabilization. The record is from RefSeq and is a predicted model, not a curated record. NCBI's taxonomy places the organism in Eukaryota, Metazoa, Chordata, Actinopteri, Toxotidae.
AUGUUGGUUGUACACAGGUGUUGUGCACAGGUGUUGUCCUCAGACUCUUGCAGGACGAUGCUGACUGUCCGCCGGUUGUUUCGGUGCUAUCGCAGCAGUUCGGCUCUGUCCGGACUGUGCGCCGAGUCUCACCGUCGACCUCCGGGACCACCGACGACCACAGCUGGGACGGGGUUCCUCUCCUUGCAGGACCAGCGUAGAUAUCGUUAUUUGUCACCUAAUGACAGAGGUGGAGCUGGCCUCUGUAGAGGAGUCUCAACUUCACCGAGUAUCAGAAGUGACGCUGUUGGGAAGAUCCAGUCAACACAUUAUCAUUUAGUUUACACAUGCAAGGUUUGCUCUACUAGAUCCAUGCAGAAGAUAUCCAAGUUGGCAUAUCACAAAGGUGUAGUGAUAGUGACAUGUCCAGGAUGUAAGAAUCAUCACAUCAUCGCUGAUAACCUCAGCUGGUUCUCUGACCUGGAAGGGAAGAGAAACAUUGAGGAAAUCCUUGCUGCCAAAGGAGAAACUGUGAAGAGGGUUGAAGGAAGUGCUGCCUUGGAGAUAGUAGUGGAUGAAUCCAGCAAAGACAAGACACAAUGUAGUGAAGACACCCAAAAAUCAGACAGUGAUCCAGAAAAACAAUAAUGCUGUGUCCAUACUAUGUGCUUGUACAUUGCAAGAUGUCUAUAUUUAAUUUCAUAAUAAAUGAAAAAAUUUUUUUUAU